Messenger RNA from Marasmius oreades (fairy-ring Marasmius), 3831 nucleotides. RefSeq lists its product as uncharacterized. Bases 1 to 3831 code for a protein of 1276 amino acids. NCBI's taxonomy places the organism in Eukaryota, Fungi, Basidiomycota, Agaricomycetes, Agaricales, Marasmiaceae. Gene Ontology annotation, molecular function: GTPase activator activity; small GTPase binding. The transcript has 6 exons. Gene Ontology annotation, biological process: small GTPase-mediated signal transduction. The record is from RefSeq and is a predicted model, not a curated record.
AUGAGCUCGGAUAAUGCCUUGCCUCCACCCAGACACGCCCGCCUCCAGGAUCUUCAGGCUGCUGUAGCUGCCCCACGUCCUCGCUCUUCUUCACUAGCUCAUGUUAUGGGACAGGGCUUUAGCAAGUCUUCGACUUCAACUCCUCAGAAGGGCAUUGCUUCCCUUGCAAAUACAGGUUUCAAGCUCAAGCGCGCCUUCGCUGCCCGUCGGAAGAAGUCAGAGGAUGCCACUACCAAGUUCUCUGACACAAGGCUUCAUCGUGAUAGGGGACAGGAUUCCUUAGUGGACUCAUCGUCUCGACCCGAUCCGGUUGCAGUACCACCGUCAGAGGUGCUUCCAAGUGGUUCCAAGAACUCUACGCCUAAAUCCUCGUCAAUUCCUCCACCUACCCCUCCGAAGCCUGCCUCGAUGCAAGGUGCUAAGCUUUCGCCUCCGGCAACAGCAAUACAUAAUGUCGAUAACCGUGGCUCUAUAAUUCCCAUCAGCCCUGGGAUAUCUUCUGCCGUGCAGUUCAUGCGCAUCGGUGAAGAACAGAGAGAACAAGAGCGCCUUGCAGCGUUAGAGCAGGAGGUGAAGGAAAGAGGUAAGGAAAGCGACAAGGGGCAACAGGAAGGGAAAGGAAAACCAGUGGAUGUGGAAUCAGAUAGGAAAGGAGAAGGAAGUAGAGAACGGUUACCGAAUGACGAGAACGAAGAAAAGCUUAAACAGGGCUGGAGGAAGAGCGAUUCAACCAUGAGCCACCACACCAUAAGGCCUGGGGCUGCACUGGGUAGUCGCUCUUCACGACCUGUCUCAAUGGCUGAAUCAUUGCAGUCCACCCAUACAAUCAUUCCCGUGAACAAGCGUCUCAGUGCAUUUCUGCCGGAGGAGGACGACUCUUCCUUUAAAUCAGCCUCGGAAGAGCUGGUUCCCCCUACUCAGGGGGUUCACUCACUCGAGUCAUCUUCAUCCUCUUUGCCAGCAGCGUCACUGAAAACGACCAAGAAUAGGCGUUCAAUGUCUCUUAAUCUCGGUCCAUUAGCUCAGAAGACCCAUCUUCCUGCACUUCCUACAACUAGUGCUAGUGCUGGUUCAUUAACUGAACUUCGUCAUCCUUCCAAAUCUCUUCCUGAUACGCAUCCCGCUUCACCCAUUCAACCGUCCAUGACCCGGGAGACUCCAACUCUUACUAGGGCUGCUGCCAAUGGAAUCAUAUCACCUUCCAAUGCCGGUGCACAGACGACUGGCAACAACAUCCGCGGCCGUUUGGCCGCUUGGUCCGCUACAACUCGGGCUUCAGAUGGACAUAGCCCAUCCGUACUCCCGCCAUCCAACCCUGCACAUAUGCCUCAUCUUCCCCCUUCAUCGUUCCCUCGUCAACCCCCUUCACCACCAACAAGUCUGAGGCAAACUGCAAUAAGUAUCACCGGGGGGUUUGCACCUGCUGCUGGACUGGCGAAACGUGCUGUGGAGAAAAUGGGUCGCGCGUGGGGCGGACUCUCCUCAAGCUCGAGUAAUUCGGGAUACUCAUCAUCGUCGAGUGCAGGUCAUUCGGACAAUAACCUCAGAAGGACGAACUCAAAUACAGGAACCAGUAUAGCUUCGUUAUCUAGCAAAGCUUCGGACUCGGAGGCCUUUGUCGGUCCCUCGUUGGGACAGAGGGUUCGAAAACCUUUGAGAGGUUACUCCCCUGGGCAUGGUGGGUUUGUUUUUGGGAAGCGGCUCGAUGUAGUUGUGAGGGAGACGGGCAUUGGCACCGGUUUUCUUGGGGAUUACAAUCGCGAGGGAAAACAAGGUAACGAGGGUAAAGCGGCCGUGGACAAGGACAACCUUGUUGCUUUGGAAUACCGAUCGUUACCGGCUUUAGUCGUCAGAUGUGCUCAACAUCUUUUAGUUUGGGGUGUGCACGAGGAAGGACUUUUUCGUGUCAACGGCCGCCCCUCGCAUGUAUCAAAAUUGCGUCAUGAAUUUGAUUCUGGAGCCGACUAUGACAUGAAAGAAUGCUCACCUGGAGAACUAGAUCCGCAUGCUGUCGCAUCGGUUUUCAAGGCUUUCCUUCGUGAAUUGCCAGAGCCAAUCUUGACUUAUUCCCUUAUUCCUUAUUUCGAAGCUGCUCUAUCCCAGGAAAAUGCUGCAAAAACAGAAGCACAAUCCUCAGCCUCCCCGAUGAAAUCCGGGGCGAGGGGUCCUACUUUACCGUCCGGGCCAAAGAGCGGGUUCAACGGGCUCCGAAAACCUCCAUCCCUAUCCACGCUAGCGAUGCCAAACUUCAGUGCGAUGCCUCCUCCCUCGGACAAUCUGCGGCGUGCAUUCAAAUCACUCUUGAAUCAGCUCCCUGCCGAAAACAAAGAUUUGAUUAGGACAGUGACAGAGUUGAUCAAAGCCACGGCUAGAGAACACAGAGAAACCAAAAUGCCCUUGAGUAAUCUACUCUUGGUGUUUUGUCCCAGUCUCAAUAUGAACCCUCCUCUAUUGAAGGCAUUAUGUGAAGCCGAAGAAAUCUGGGAGGGCCCGCCUAUCGAAUCACGGGUUCUUGAUAUUAAGCGCGAGAGUCUGGUUCUAGAUAUCAAACGUGAAUCCGCAUCUGUUGGCGCAUGCGUUGAAGGCGAGAAUGGGGACGACAACGACCAGGUGUUUUCAGAUGCCCAAGAUAUACUUGACGGAGAGUCCUCUGCUGCCAUAGAUGAAACCUCCGACCCAGAAGCCUUCAACCCAGUUUUGCAACGUUCUGUUUCUAAAAGAGACGGUCCGCGUUCAAGGCCCAUGGGACCUCGAUCUGCAAGUAUUACACCAGGGUUUACGACUUCUCCUGCGGCAUCUUCUGACUCUAUUGCCACCUCAUCCGAAAGUCGUUCUCUACCAUCUCCUAGCGACCGAGGCUUUGUGUCGUCACCCCCACCAUUAUCGUCAUCUACCGAGUCAUUACCCACUGCAUCCAGCUCGUCCGCUGCACCUUCCCUUACUGACGUCCACAUACAACGUGAACCAUAUGACAGUAAAAAAGGAAAUGAACUUCGAUCGGUAGAGAUUGCUGGAGAUUUGGAAAAUGAUAUCCUCAACCCCCGUCGAUACAUGGUCAACACCGGACCAGUUGAAUUCCCUCGGAGCUCCGGGAGCACCCCUACCACCCCCCCUUCCCGAAGGUCCAUACUACAGUUGUCCCUCUCAGACCUUGGUGUGGGUUCUGGAUCAAACUCGAUGCCCCCUUCUCCAUCUCCUGGACGAAGACCGAAGCGACCUUCAUUACAUUUGUUAUUCAAUAAGCGCUCAUCUUCCCCAUUAUCAUCCCGUUCUACGUCGGGUCCACACAUCUCAUCACCUCACACGGCAAGAACAGUAUCAGAAUCAUCGGCCUCGACGCCUCUUACUGCAAUGACGGUGAUGACCGCGCCUCAAUCGAGCACCUUCGAGCUUCCUCUACUCGACGCAACGAUUGAGAGUACACCGUUGAGAUUGGGAAUGGGCUUUGAUCCACCACCGACAGCGCUACCAGCACAAGGCGAUAGGAGCGUUACAUCUUUAAGUAUUGACUCGAUUGAAGAGCCCGUUCCGAGGAUCUCGGCAGCUACACCACCUCCUGGAGCUGUCCCUAUCGCUAAUUUGUAUUCAGGAUCAGCAUCGACCCUGUCGUUGUCGUUGAAUUCGAAUGCUGAGGAAGAGCAAUCUAACUCCCACAUUCAUUUGUACUCGUCACAUCUACGGCCCACGCCGGCACGACAGCAUGCAAUGGCAAAGAAGUCGACGACUUCAUUAAAUCAUCUAAAAUUACUCGACGAGGAUGAAGAGGAUUGGACGCAAAGCGUAUUGAUUGCUGCUGGGGCAGGGUGUUCAUCACAAGUUGCUGCCUCAUAG